This is a messenger RNA of Racocetra fulgida, 176 nucleotides long. The record is from the annotation of a GenBank genome assembly. NCBI's taxonomy places the organism in Eukaryota, Fungi, Glomeromycota, Glomeromycetes, Diversisporales, Gigasporaceae.
CUGAUAUUAAAUACAAACAUUGUCAACAACAAAAUAUUAAUAUUUAUAUAAAUUUAAAAGCAAAUAAAACUCCAGCUAUAGAUAAAAUAAUUUUAGAAACAAAUAAAACUUCAGAAAUAGAUAAAACAAAUUCUAAUACUAAUAAUAAAGAAAACAAUUAUGAAAUAAUAAAUUAA